AUGUCUACUGAAUCGAAAUCACAAUCUACGAACAAUACGUUAACGGCUCAAGAUAUCUUGGAGGCCCGCGAAAACCUCAGCGAUGAGAUCAAAUUUGAUCACUUAUCUACGAACGGAUCAAACUUCAUUGAUUGGAAGAAGAACACAGCAAGAGCAAUCAAAGCACUGAUCGGCAUUAAGAACUAUUGGGAUGAAAAAUUACCGGUGUCCAAUUACUUAGACAGAAAACGAGAUGCGUUAGCGGCUAGUGUAAUCAACAACACAAUCCAUGCGACCCUGAAGAACGUGACGGACGACGCGGACUCGGCGUACGAAGCCAUGGAAGCUCUACAGAAUCACUUCAGGAAAGGAGGCCGAACUGCUCAAUUCUCACUUUUUAAUAGGCUGAUUAACCUACGUUUAGACCUAAAUGAAACUGAAAUGAUAAAUCAUAUGUCAAAAGUUGAUGUGAUCGUAGCUGAAAUAGAAUCUACUGGAUUUAUUUGGAACUCAGACUCAAUCAAAGGCUUAUUUUAUCAAAUUGUAAUGCCUCCCGAGAUGACUAAAGAGAUUAAUAAAGACUUAGAUAACAAAUACGACAAAUCUAAUCCUAACUACAAAUUGAAAGAUGUGAAAUCAGCAAUCCAAAUCUAUUUAGCUCGUGAAAGAACAGCCACAGAAACAAUCACAAUCAACAACAUCAGUACUCAAAUGCAGAUGAUGGCAGUCAACUCCACACCACGAAGCUUCACACCGAGCAGUCAGUCUACGCCUAUACGCAAUUAUCAACAAAAUCAAUGUUUUGCGACACCUAACAGAUUGAUUCAAAAAAUAGAUCCUAUCAGAUGGCAACGAGGACCUCCAGCCUGGACAAAGAACGAUAAUGAAAGAAAAAACUCAGUCGAUCGACCAUUAGAUAUCCCGAGUUCAGCCGUUGGAGGUGUGAAAGCAGGCCUACUUCAAUGUUUCUUCUGUGGUAGUUUUGGUCACACGUACAGUGCGGGUGGUUGUAAACCUUAUGACGGCAACAGACAAAUGGCGCAGACUAUAAUGUGUCGUUUUUGUCAGCUUCAAAGGUUGCUCGCGCGAUCCCCUCCGGCUGAUACAACCAAUCUCGGGAAAAGCCAAAGGAAUAUCGGUCCGGCUUUUGAGGUGGAUGAUAAAACAUACGACCGUCUCUUCAAAUAUUAUCAUGCUUUGGAUAAUCAGUGGGUCAACUUCAGGAAGGUUCCCUAUCCGGAUGGGGCGCGGGUUUUUGGACCGUUUGUCCAGGAGAUCGCUGGUCUUGUGGGACAAUAUGGCCUUCAAUACAGCAAGAAGAGCCCAAACAACAUCGUAAGGAUUGAAGUGGAUGGGGCGGUUUCUUGUGCGAGGGUACUUCAUAUCUUACAAUUGCAAGAACCUUUGGACACGGUGGUACAGGUGCAAGGGUUGUUAGGAGUCGAUGAUGCAUUGCUGAAUCCGCUUUUCAAAAGAUUAGGUAUCACCCGUGUCGUUGAAGACUCCCAGAUUAGAUUUAUUCCGGCAAAGUCGAUAGUUUCACCAGUGGCUCAUAGACAACUCCCAGCUUGGACAAUGGGGCUGAACAACCCUAGCCUGCUUGUCAUGAUGACGAUAUCUGGAGAAGCACCUGGAGAGUCCUCAAAUUUUCAGGAAAACACCUCAGACGUUCAGGACAUGGAUAAUCUUUACGCCUCUCAAUUAGCUGAAGAUGAUAUGGCAAUGGACAUUGAUACUGAUCCAUCAAUGAUAUAA
This is a messenger RNA of Melampsora larici-populina 98AG31, 1734 nucleotides long. RefSeq lists its product as uncharacterized. The coding region runs from base 1 to 1734 and encodes 577 amino acids. NCBI's taxonomy places the organism in Eukaryota, Fungi, Basidiomycota, Pucciniomycetes, Pucciniales, Melampsoraceae. The transcript has 2 exons. The record is from RefSeq and is a predicted model, not a curated record.